AUGAGCGUGAAAGCAAAAAGUGACAGUAAUACAAAGCACAGUGGUGAGUCGUCUGACGAAGUAGACUCAUUCGAAGCUGUGAAACCACGCUCGGAAAAGGCAAAACGUUUUCGCGAGAUAGCCGACCGUAAAGCGGACCCAAGAAAUCCGACAUAUGUAACAAUACCCUCAAAAGAAGAAAAUGAAACAAGUUUCGAAGAAGCAACAGCCCGACAAUCGAAGCGACCUUGUUCCCAAAAUAAAUCUUAUAAAUCUUAG
Messenger RNA from Cooperia oncophora, 258 nucleotides. The record is from the annotation of a GenBank genome assembly. Lineage: Eukaryota; Metazoa; Nematoda; Chromadorea; Rhabditida; Trichostrongylidae.